This is a messenger RNA of Agrilus planipennis (emerald ash borer), 3005 nucleotides long. RefSeq names its product dynamin. Gene Ontology annotation, molecular function: microtubule binding; GTP binding; GTPase activity. NCBI's taxonomy places the organism in Eukaryota, Metazoa, Arthropoda, Insecta, Coleoptera, Buprestidae. Gene Ontology annotation, biological process: receptor-mediated endocytosis. Bases 1 to 2709 code for a protein of 902 amino acids. Gene Ontology annotation, cellular component: synapse; microtubule; plasma membrane. The record is from RefSeq and is a predicted model, not a curated record. The transcript is spliced from 16 exons.
AUGGCAGGAAACACGGGGAUGGAGCAGCUUAUUCCUAUCGUGAAUAAGUUGCAGGAUGCCUUCACGCAGUUAGGGGUGCAUAUGACUUUAGACUUGCCACAAAUAGCCGUUGUGGGUGGACAAUCAGCAGGCAAAAGUUCAGUAUUGGAAAACUUCGUUGGAAAAGAUUUUCUUCCUAGAGGAUCUGGUAUAGUCACCAGGAGACCACUUAUUUUACAGUUGAUAAAUUCUAUCAGUGAAUAUGGUGAGUUCUUGCACUGUAAAGGCAAGAAGUUUGUAGACUUUGAUGAAAUUAGACGUGAAAUUGAAUCAGAAACAGACCGAAUUACAGGUUCAAAUAAGGGAAUAUCAAAUGUUCCUAUUAAUUUAAGAGUUUAUUCUCCAAAUGUUUUAAAUUUGACUCUUAUUGACUUGCCUGGUUUGACAAAAGUCCCCAUUGGUGAUCAACCAGUAGAUAUUGAACAUCAAAUCAAGUCAAUGAUAAUGCAGUUUAUUAAGCGUGACUCUUGUCUAAUUCUUGCUGUUACUCCAGCAAAUACUGAUUUAGCAAACUCAGAUGCUUUAAAAUUAGCCAAAGAAGUAGAUCCUCAAGGUAUUCGUACAAUAGGUGUUAUAACAAAGUUAGAUUUGAUGGAUGAAGGGACAGAUGCAAGAGAUGUUCUAGAAAAUAAACUUCUGCCUUUGCGAAGGGGUUACAUUGGUGUAGUAAAUCGUUCUCAGAAAGACAUAGAUGGUAGAAAAGAUAUAAAAGCUGCAAUUGCAGCUGAAAGACAGUUUUUUAUGAGUCACCCAUCCUACCGUCAUAUCGCAGAUCGAUGUGGCACUCCGUAUUUGCAAAGAGUUCUUAAUCAGCAACUGACUAAUCACAUUCGAGACACAUUACCUGGACUUCGAGAUAAACUUCAGAAGCAACUUUUGACUUUGGAAAAGGAUGUGGAACAGUUUAAACAUUUUAGACCGGACGAUCCAUCUAUCAAGACUAAAGCCAUGUUACAGAUGAUUCAGCAGUUGCAAUCCGAUUUUGAAAGGACAAUUGAAGGAUCGGGAUCUGCCCAAAUUAACACAAUGGAGCUCUCUGGUGGUGCUAAAAUUAAUCGUUUGUUUCAUGAAAGAUUUCCUUUUGAAAUAGUUAAAAUGGAGUUUGACGAGAAAGAACUCAGACGGGAAAUUGCAUUUGCAAUUCGAAAUAUUCACGGCAUUAGGGUUGGUCUUUUCACGCCUGACAUGGCUUUCGAAGCUAUAGUAAAAAAACAAAUUGCUCGUUUAAAAGAGCCAUCAUUGAAAUGCGUCGAUUUAGUGGUGCAGGAAUUGUCUAAUGUUGUACGCACUUGUACUGAUAAGAUGGCACGUUAUCCUCGUUUGCGGGAAGAAACGGAACGUAUCAUAACUACAUACGUCAGACAACGUGAGCAACUUUGCAAGGAGCAACUCAUUCUCCUCGUAGACUGCGAACUGGCUUAUAUGAACACGAAUCAUGAAGACUUUAUUGGCUUUGCCAAUGCUCAAAAUCAGUCAGAAAAUUCUACGAAAACGGGAUCGUCUCGAGGUCUAGGCAAUCAGGUCAUUCGUAAGGGUUACAUGUGCAUUCACAAUUUGGGUAUAAUGAAAGGCGGUUCUCGCGAUUAUUGGUUUGUCUUAACGUCAGAGAAUUUGUCGUGGUUCAAAGAUGAGGAAGAACGGGAGAAGAAAUACAUGUUGCCUCUGGACGGGCUCAAACUUAGAGACAUAGAACAAGGUUUCAUGUCGCGGAGACACAUGUUUGCACUUUUCAAUCCUGAUGGUCGAAAUGUAUACAAGGAUUAUAAGCAAUUAGAAUUAAGUUGCGAAACUUUGGACGAAGUUGACUCGUGGAAAGCAUCUUUCUUAAGAGCUGGCGUAUAUCCUGAGAAGCAGACUGAACAAGUUAAUGGCGAAGAAACGUCUGAAAAUGCGACUAGUUCAAUGGAUCCACAGCUUGAGAGACAGGUAGAGACGAUAAGGAAUUUGGUCGAUAGUUAUAUGCGUAUCGUAACAAAGACAACGAGGGACUUAGUGCCCAAAACUAUUAUGCAUCUGAUCAUCAACAAUGCAAAAGAUUUUAUAAAUGGCGAGCUCUUGGCACAUUUGUAUGCCAGUGGUGAUCAGCAACAAAUGAUGGAAGAAUCACCUGAGGAAGCCUUGAAGCGUGAAGAAAUGUUGCGAAUGUACCACGCAUGUAAAGAAGCUUUAAGAAUAAUAGGAGAUGUUUCAAUGGCUACAGUAUCCACACCGGUACCUCCCCCCGUAAAGAAUGACUGGCUGGCAAGCGGCUUGGAUAAUGCACGAUUAUCACCACCUAGUCCGGGCGGGAGUAAACGACAGGCUCCGUUAAUGAGUCAAGUUGGUUCAUCGGGAUCGUUAGGUUCUUCCGGCAACGUCAGGGCUCCACCGUUGCCUCCAGCUUCAGGAAGACCGGCUCCUGCGAUACCUAAUCGACCUGGUGGAGGAAUGCCUCCCAUGCCACCUGGCAGACCUCAAGGACAACCUCUGCCAGCACCUCUCAUUCCCACCCGUUUCGGAGGUCAAGGGGUCAUCCAAAUUCCUCAGCAAAUGCAACAAGCUGUGGGGCGCGCUGCCGCCAAUGCAGCCAUCAACGAACUGUCAAAUGCCUUCAAAAUACACAACCGACCAGUACCAAAUAUACCGCCAAGAAUACCAGACCGCCCGUUCUCUGGAAGAUCCAAUUUCUAAACAAACAUUUGACCUAACGCAACAUGGGACCAAUAAUGAAACAGAGUAAUAUUUGGUUAUAAAUAUUCGUGUUGAACAAGAGCUUGUGAUUAGAUGUAAGUUGGAAAAUUCGGCUAAAAGAUUUUGAUUAUAGGUAUUUAUAUUUUCACAUUGUAAAUACAAACGGUUCGCGAAUUACAAUCGAAACGACCUGCUUUGCGCAUCAAACGCAAACUAGUCCUUAAUAGAGUAUUACUACUUUUACUGUUUAUGUAAAUAUGAAGAUAUCUAUUAAAUUAAUUUUGUUUCUUUUUUUA